GAACCCGCAGUAAGGAACCCGUAACAAGAAUCCGCUGAGGAGAGAACCACAAAACCACCAAUGGCGCCCACCAAGAAAAAGGGCAACUCCAGCGCCCGCUGCCGCAAAAUGGAGGCGUUCCUCCAAGACUUCGACAGAGAAGUGGAGCGGCGGCUGAAGCGGAUCGAGGCGGACGGGGAGCGCAUGGUGCAAGAAGUGGAGCACGCGUACGACAUGGCCAUCCUGCGGCUGCCGGCCGCCAUCCGCGACAUGAACUGGCUGGAGUUCUUCGCAAGAGGUGAAAACACACCGGAGGACAUGGCUAAGGCAGACACAGAAAUAACGAAAAUCCGCAGGCUGAGCGCAGAUAUCGUCGAUCCCCUGUUGGAUAUUGCUGAGAAGGUGAGUAGAAUCAAAAGGAGUGUUGAAGGUGAUGAGGAAGCAGAGCCUCCAUCACUUCCACAGCAGAAGAGAUCUCGACUUGCCAGCCAGUGUCCUUCAGAGGCUGAGAGUGGGGAUGCAAGGACUGGCAAGGUGAAGGCAUCCGCCAAAAAACCACGUGUGGCCAGGAGACCUCCCUCAGCGAGAGUGAAGGGCAUGAACAAGAGAUCAAGCAAAAACAGCUUCAUCACUCCAGCUUCUGGCAGAAUGGUUGAUAUGUGUGCUCAGGGAGGCACCUCCAUGGUUACACCCAGAUUUGAUCCCAGGAUGUUCAAGACGCCGGGGCUGCGCACUCCCGCCAUCAACGAGCGUGUUUACACCUUCUCUGCCAAGGGCAGCCCCCUGGCCGAGCCUGAGGAUGUCAUCCUCACCCUGCCCCUCGGUGGGGGAGAGAGCAUACGUUUGACAGAAAAGGAUCUGACCAAGAAGAAUUUCCUUCAGCUGAACCCCAAGGCCCAAGGGCUCAUGCAGAAGCUGUCAGUUUGUCUCACACAGGCUUGCAAUGGGGCAAAAUUGCCCCUGGAUGGAAGUCAGUGAGCAAGACAUCCCUCUGUAGUUCUUGUUUUUAUUUGUAUAUUCCUUUGAUUGUUAUACAGAAUGGAAGCUAAAAACUGGUUAUUUUAUCUAUGGUGUGUAAUGGGAGAAAAAUGAAUGGAACUUUG
Molecule: messenger RNA, 1082 nt
Organism: Melozone crissalis (California towhee)
Lineage: Eukaryota; Metazoa; Chordata; Aves; Passeriformes; Passerellidae
Gene: CDCA8
Product: cell division cycle associated 8
Exons: 10
Coding region: 61-957 (298 amino acids)
Biological process (GO): mitotic sister chromatid segregation
Cellular component (GO): spindle midzone; chromosome passenger complex; chromosome, centromeric region
Source: RefSeq, a predicted model, not a curated record